This is a messenger RNA of Penicillium samsonianum, 1265 nucleotides long. RefSeq names its product NAD(P)H-quinone oxidoreductase. The coding region runs from base 79 to 1089 and encodes 336 amino acids. The record is from RefSeq and is a predicted model, not a curated record. Gene Ontology annotation, molecular function: oxidoreductase activity. Lineage: Eukaryota; Fungi; Ascomycota; Eurotiomycetes; Eurotiales; Aspergillaceae. The transcript has 3 exons.
UCUGGGAAUAUAUAAAAGAUACCUUCUGGAAAUAUUUGCAUUGAAAACAUCCAUCGAACACUGUACAUAUCACUCAAGAUGAGCGACACCAUGCGAGCUAUCGGCAUCAAAGGCGACAAAGGCCCCGCAACAAGCCUCUUCAUCGACCAGAUCGCCAAGCCCACCGCCACAGAAGGCCAAGCUAUCAUCAAGAUCCGGGCCUUCGGCCUGAACCGCAUGGACCUGCUCCAGCGCGAGGGUCUAUACCCCCUCCCACCCCAAGCACCCGCAACCAUGGGCGUCGAGUUCUCCGGCGUGAUCGAGAGCUUCGGACCAGACGGACACGAAGACUUCAAGAUCGGAGAUGAAGUAUUCGGUCUUGCAUACGGCGGCGCCUACGCAGAGUACAUUGUCGUCUCGAGUCACAUGCUAGUGCACAAGCCGAAAGAGCUAUCCUGGGAAGAGGCAGCCGGAGUCCCAGAGACCUGGAUCACAGCCUCGCAAGCCCUCUUCCUAAUCGGCGAAUUCCAAUCCGGCCAAAGCGUCCUCUGGCACGCCGGCGCCUCCUCAGUCUCAAUCUCCGGAAUCCAACUCGCGAAAGCCGCCGGCGCAAAAGCCAUCUACGCCACAGCGGGCUCGCAAGAGAAAAUCGACUUUCUCGAAAAAGAGCUCGGCGUGACAAAAGCCUUCAACUACAAAACCCAAGACUGGGCGGCAGAGAUCCAGACCGCUACCUCUGGCGCGGGCGUGAAUCUAACCGUGGACUUCAUCGGCGCGACGUAUUUCCAGGGAAAUCUGACUGUGGCGGCGCGCGACAGUCGGAUUGUGCUGCUGGGCCUUAUGGGUGGCAGUAAGUUGCCUGCGGGUGUUGAUAUUGGGGCGUUGCUGUUUAAGCGUGUGCGGAUUGAGGGGAGCACGCUGCGCAGUCGGGAUCUGGAGUACCAGCGGAAAUUGCGCGAUACGCUUGUUGAGCACGCGUUGCCGCAGUUUGUGGAUGGGACGUUUAAGGUUUUUGUGGAGAAGGUGUUUCCGUUUGAGGGGAUUGAGGAGGCGCAUAAGUUGCUUGAGAGUAACACUACUAAGGGGAAGAUUAUUUGUGUUUUUGAGUAGACGCAACCUUCCAAGAUUGGACAUGGUACAUGGUACAUAGUACAUAUAACUAGUUAUGUGGAAUAGUAUGUACAAUAUAUUCCAAGUCUAUGUCCAAAAUCUGAUACUUGGUGAUAGCCAAGAGAUCGACAAAGUAAACCCCACCCUUGCCAUUUGCAGAAUACAGAAUAUGCUAA